AUGCAUCUCUCAUUCGCUUCCGUCACUCUCACUGGACUUUCGUGUCUGUCUGUUCUGGCAUCGGCAAUCCCUACAAAUUUCUCCUUCGCCAACAAUCCAACAGGCGAAGGCUUUCCAAAACCGAAUGCUCAGCAGUUGGUGGCAAUCGAGGCACAAGCACACGGAAGUCUGCCAAAUGGCCCUUCUCCAUCAUCGGUAAAGAACAACACAGUGACUAGCUUGCAACUCAUUGCCUUCAAUGAGAUCUUCGAAACUGCUUUCUUCACUUCCCUCAUCCAAAACAUCACCAACAACGUUACGGGUUACGCCGUCUCUAACAGCACACUCAGAUAUGCUUCCCUUGAGGCUCUUGUUGCAAUCCGUGCACAAGAAGAACUCCACACCUUGUUUGCCAACAAUUCCCUGACCGCACUUGGUGCGAAGCCUGUCCAAACCUGCGAGUUCAUGUUUCCCGUGGCCACUCUCCCCGACGCAAUCGCUCUCGCAUCCAAGUUCACAGACAUCGUCCUCGGCACCUUGCCAGCCAUCCAGCUGCUGCUAGCUAUGUCCAACGACUCAGCCCUUAUUCCCGGGAUCGGUUCUGUUAUCGGCCAAGAAGGCGAGCAAAACGGCGCUUACCGUCUCUUCCAAAACAAGAUCCCUAGCGCGCUUCCCUUCCUCACGGCCGGCACUCGCGAGUUCGCCUUCAGUGCUCUGAACCAGAACUUUAUCGUUCCAGGUUCCUGCGCUGUUGACUAUAUUGACCUCCCUGUCUUCAAGCCCCUCACUGUCGUCACAAAUGCUAUCGCUGCCCGGAACCAGACUUUAUCGUUUGAGUUUCCCAUGUCUAAUGGCUCGACGACUUUCAACGCCAGUUCCUACUCGCUCGCGUACGUCAACCAGCAGAACAUCCCCGUGAUCGAACCGCUGCAGAACAUCACUGCCAAUCAGACGUCUAAGACGAUGAAGUUCAAUGCUGCGUUCCCUUAUAAUGGCACGACGUUCGGCAAUGGCUUGACGUAUGCCUUGGUCGUUAACGGUUCUACCACUGGGCUAACCUCCGCCGCUGAUGUUGCUGCUAUUACCGUCUAUGGUCCUGGUUUAAUCGAGAUCAAUUAG
Lachnellula hyalina is the source of this 1098-nucleotide messenger RNA. RefSeq lists its product as uncharacterized. The record is from RefSeq and is a predicted model, not a curated record. The transcript is spliced from 2 exons. Bases 1 to 1098 code for a protein of 365 amino acids. Lineage: Eukaryota; Fungi; Ascomycota; Leotiomycetes; Helotiales; Lachnaceae.